CACGGCGGGGGCGGGAUGGAGGCCGGAACCGCCGAGCGAGGCGGGCGGGGCCGGGCCGGGCCGCGCCGGCCGCUGCCCCUUGCCCCGGAAGCGCUCGCCGUCCCGGAAGUCGCGCUGUCCAGCAGCUCGUUCUCUUUCCGCCGCCAUCUUGGGCCCCGCUCCCCGCACAAAAUGCCUGGUGAAGCUACAGAAACCAUCCCCGCCACAGAGCAGGAGCUGCCGCAGCCUCAGGCCGAGACAGCUCCAGCUGUCCUUCCUCCCGCAGCCCCUGGCACCGCAGCUCCUGUCGAAGCACCAGCUGCUCUUCAUCCUGCUCAUUCCCCAGCUCUGACUCCGUCUCCGUCCCCUGCAGCUGCCGCGGGUGCUGCCGGCCUGGCUCCCUCAGCUGGGCAGCCCGCCCCUGCCGUGGCCGUGCCUGCCCCCGCCUGCCCUCCAGCCCCUGCACCAGCCCUUCCUGCCCCCCUUUCCCCACCUGUGGUCCCCGCUGCAGUGGUGCCUGUGUUUUCUGUUCCCCCACAGCUCCCUGCCCCAGCUCCAGGGGUCCCAGUUGCUUCUUUCCCUCCUCCAGCCUUGGCUCCACAGUCCCCGACUGCUCUUGCAGCCCCAGGGUCUCCAGGGCCUGCUGCUGCCCCAGUUACCUCAGCAGCCCCGGGGCUCCCAGCCCCAGGGUCUCCUGCUGCGGCUGCUGGUCCUGUCCCGGUGACACCAGCUCCCCUCACCAUCCCCCCUGUGACUGCUGUUUCCCCCACAAGCCCUGCUUCUCCCCCAGCAGCUCUUACUUCUGUGAAAGCUGCUCCAUUUGCUGCCCCUCUGAGCCCUGCUGGGGCUGCUGCCCAGGCCCCUCUCCCUGCUCCUUCCCCAGUGUCUCCCAGCAGCCCAGGGGCCACCCCAGCUGCUCUCCCAGUAACCCCUUCCUGUCCCUUCAUGGCACCGUCUGCAACGACAUCUCCCCUGGGAGCAGGUCCCAUUUUCCUGCCAGCUUCAGCUGCUCUUCCCGAGGCCGUUGCUUGUCCUCAGACCCCAGGCUCUCCCCCCGUUGCUGCCCCUGUCUGUCCUUUCAUGGCAGCAGCCGCAGUCGCUCCAGUUUGUGCCCCCGCAGCGCCAGCCUCUCCUGGGAGCCCUGCCUCUCUGCCUUUGGCUUUUGCUUUGGCCACGGCCUCUUCUCCCCGAGCCCCAACCCCUGACUCUCCCCUGCCCCCUCUCAUUCCUCCCGAGGGCCCAGCUCUGGCGGGUGCCAUCUCUCCGCCUGCUUUCCUGGCUUCCCCCGUGGCGCUGGUCCCUUCAUCACCCCCAGCCCCUUUGAUACCAGCUGGGAUGUCACCUGGGAGCCCUGCUGCCACCCCGCAGGGCCCAGCGCCUGGCGCUCCGGUCGUUCCUUCCGUGGCCCAGACUGGUCCUGCAGGCGCUGCCUCUGCCCUGGCAGCCUCUGCUGCUGCUGGUUCUCCUCCUGCAGCACCGGCUUUGGCAGGUCCUGCUUCUCCACCGGCUCCUGUCACCCCCCUGGCAGCCAAGGCCUCCCCUGCAGGCCCUGCCUCUGCCCCGGCAGCCCCAGCUGCUGCCCCUGUUGCUGAUGCAGCACCAGCCGUGGGAGCCCCAGUCCCUCCCUCUGUGGCCAGGGCACCUCCUGGGAGCCCAGACCCUCUGGCAGUGCCUGCUGCCGUGGCAGCUCCGAUCGCUCCUGCACUGCCCAGAACCUCUGCAGCAGCUGCUGCAUCUGCCCCAGGGAAACCAGCUCCAGGGAGUUCUGUCCUGCCAGCAGCUCCUGCGGCUGCCGCCCCGUCUGUUCCCUCAGGCCCUGCCACCUCCUUGCCCAUCUCACCAGUAACGGCAGCUGCAGCCGCCCCUCCAGCGGCCAAAUCACCUCCCGCGAGCCCUGUGGCUGCCCUAUCUGCUCCACCAGCUCCCGCUGCCCCUCCAGUGGCCAAAUCACCUCCCGCGAGCCCUGUGGCUGCCCCGUGUGCUCCUUCCACCCCACCUUCUCCAGGGCUGGCAGCUCCUGCUGCCCUUCCAGUGGCCAAAUUGCCUCCCGCGAGCUCUGUGGCUGCCCCGUCUGCUCCACCAGCUCCUGCUGCCCCUCCAGCGGCCAAAUCACCUCCCAUGAGCCCUGUCACUGCCCCAUCUCCUUCCACCCCAGCUUCCCCAGGGCUGGCAGCUCCUGCUGCCCCUCCAGCAGCCAAAUCUCCUCCCGUGAGCCCUGUCACUGCCCCGUCUGCUCCACCAGCUCCUGCUGCCCUUCCAGUGGCCAAAUUGCCUCCUGUGAGCCCUGUGGCUGCCCGAUCUGCUCCACCAGCUCCUGCUGCCUCUCCAGCAGCCAGAUCUCCUCCCAUGAGCCCUGUCACUGCCCCAUCUGCUCCACCAGCUCCUGCUGCCCCUCCAGCGGCCAAAUCACCUCCCAUGAGCCCUGUCACUGCCCCGUGUGCUCCUUCCACCCCAGCUUCCCCAGGGCUGGCAGCUCCUGCUGCCCCUCCAGCAGCCAAAUCGCCUCCUGCGAGCCCUGUCACUGCCCCGUCUGCUCCACCAGCUCCUGCUGCCCCUCCAGCGGCCAAAUCACAUCCCAUGAGCCCUGUCACUGCCCCAUCUGCUCCUUCCACCCCACCUUCUCCAGGGCUGGCAGCUCCUGCUGCCCCUCCAGCGGCCAAAUCGCCUCCCGUGAGCCCUGUGGCUGCCCCGUCUGCUCCUUCCACCCCACCUUCUCCAGGGCUGGCAGCUCCUGCUGCCCUUCCAGUGGCCAAAUUGCCUUCCGCGAGCCCUGUCACUGCCCCGUCUGCUCCACCAGCUCCUGCUGCCCCUCCAGCAGCCAGAUCACCUCCUGUGAGCCCUGUCACUGCCCUGUCUGCUCCUUCCACCCCACCUUCUCCAGGGCUGGCAGCUCCUGCUGCCCCUCCAGCGGCCAAAUCUCCUCCCGUGAGCCCUGUCACUGCCCCAUCUGCUCCACCAGCUCCUGCUGCCCCUCCAGCGGCCAAAUCGCCUCCCGUGAGCCCUGUCACUGCCCCGUGUGCUCCUUCCACCCCAGCUUCCCCAGGGCUGGCAGCUCCUGCUGCCCCUCCAGCAGCCAAAUCGCCUCCUGCGAGCCCUGUCACUGCCCCGUCUGCUCCACCAGCUCCUGCUGCCCUUCCAGCAGCCAAAUCACCUCCCAUGAGCCCUGUCCCUGCCCCAUCUGCUCCACCAGCUCCUGCUGCCCCUCCAGCGGCCAAAUCGCCUCCCGUGAGCCCUGUCACUGCCCCAGCAGCCCCUGCCCCAGCUCCAGCCCCUCCUGGUGCUGGCGUGAGCCCUGUGCCUGGCACCCUAGCUCCAGAUGCUGCUGCCCCACCUGCGCCCGUCUCUCCCGCUUGCCCGGUCCUGGGGGUUCCUGAUGCCCUCCCUAAGCCAUCGGCUGGGGCCGCUGCCCCUGCAGCCUCCCCUGCUGUCAGUCCUGCGCCCCAGAAACCAGCUGCCAAGCUUCCCGCCCCUGCCCCGGGGGGUAACCUCACCCCGCCUGCCUCCUCUGCGCCUGCCGCUUUCCCCACUAAAAAGCAACCCCCUUCUGCUAAGCUCUCCAAGCCGGCCCCACGCGCCCCCCCAUCUAAACCGCCACCGAAAGCCCCAGCCCCUGUCUGUGCUGCUGUCGACGACGACGACCUGCCACCUCUGAUCCCCCCAGAGGUGCCCACCGUCGAGCCGCCUUUGCAGCCCAUCCUGGUGGACCUCUCGCCCAGAGCGGCCGUGGUCCCUGCUGAGGCCCCGGCUCCUCCAGCUCAGCAGCCCGUGCUGAAGAAUGACAAGGGGUCCGGAACAGAAUCUGACAGCGAUGAAUCUGUACCAGAACUCGAAGAACAAGACUCCACACAGGCCACGACACAGCAGGCGCAGCUUGCAGCAGCAGCUGAAAUAGAUGAAGAACCCGUUAGCAAAGCAAAACAGAGUCGGAGUGAAAAGAAAGCACGAAAGGCAAUGUCUAAACUGGGCCUUCGCCAGGUCACAGGAGUAACCAGAGUCACCAUUCGGAAAUCUAAGAACAUCCUUUUUGUCAUCACAAAGCCAGACGUAUACAAGAGCCCGGCGUCAGACACCUACAUCGUCUUUGGCGAAGCAAAGAUUGAGGACCUGUCCCAGCAGGCCCAGCUGGCAGCUGCCGAAAAGUUCAAAGUGCAAGGAGAAGCUGUCUCAAACAUCCAGGAAAACACACAGACCCCCACCGUGCAGGAGGAGAGCGAGGAGGAAGAGGUUGACGAAACCGGCGUUGAGGUGAAAGAUAUUGAGCUGGUCAUGUCCCAGGCGAACGUGUCCCGAGCAAAGGCAGUCCGCGCCCUGAAGAACAACAGUAACGAUAUUGUAAAUGCUAUAAUGGAAUUGACGAUGUAGCCAUCAGGAGGGAGGAGCCUUUUUUGGUGUUUCAGAGAAGAGUAAAAUGCAACUAAAUUUAAAAUUUGUACUAUUUCUAUCAACUAAUAAAAGUUGUGGCUUAUUGUUGGUGAAA
Messenger RNA from Dromaius novaehollandiae (emu), 4456 nucleotides. RefSeq names its product nascent polypeptide associated complex subunit alpha (gene NACA). NCBI's taxonomy places the organism in Eukaryota, Metazoa, Chordata, Aves, Casuariiformes, Dromaiidae. Gene Ontology annotation, cellular component: nascent polypeptide-associated complex; cytoplasm. Bases 16 to 4341 code for a protein of 1441 amino acids. The record is from RefSeq and is a predicted model, not a curated record. The transcript is spliced from 10 exons. Gene Ontology annotation, biological process: protein targeting to membrane.